Molecule: messenger RNA, 789 nt
Organism: Scomber scombrus (Atlantic mackerel)
Lineage: Eukaryota; Metazoa; Chordata; Actinopteri; Scombriformes; Scombridae
Product: granzyme A-like
Exons: 5
Coding region: 25-789 (254 amino acids)
Biological process (GO): proteolysis
Molecular function (GO): serine-type endopeptidase activity
Source: RefSeq, a predicted model, not a curated record
AAAUGCUCUGCCUAAUGAAUCUCAAUGUUGUUCUCUCUUCUAUGGUCCUCCUCGUUGUCCGGUCCAGUGAGUCAUGGUGCUGAGAUUAUUGGAGGUCAACAAGUGUCUCCUCACUCGAUGCCUUUCAUGGCUCUGCUGGAGGGAAAGAAAAUCUGUGGAGGAAUAUUGAUCAGUACAAACUGGGUCCUGACUGCUGCCCACUGCUCUGGUAUCAAGAGGGUCUCGCUGGGGGUGCACUCCAUAAAAUCCACAAAAAAGGAGAAGAAUUUGAGGCAGGUCCUAGAGGUGAUGAGUUCGGUUCCUCAUCCUCUCUAUAAUAAGACUAAUCACAUCAAUGACCUCAUGUUGCUCAAGCUCAGCAAAUCGGCAAAGAAAACCAAAACAGUAGCAUGGCUUAAUUUGGGUAAAACCAUCAAAGACCCACGAGGUGGCUCCAACUGCAGGGUGGCUGGAUGGGGGAGGACAAAGGAGAAGGUCAAAAAAAUGUCUGAUGUCCUGAUGGCAGUCAAUGUGACUGUGGUGGACAGAGUGAAGUGCAACUCUCCUGACUAUUACAACUCAAGACCUGUCAUCACUAAGGACAUGAUAUGUGCUGGUUAUGUUGGUAAUAAACCUGCUGAUACCUGUCAGGGUGAUUCAGGUGGUCCGCUGUUGUGCAAUGGAGCACUAGUCGGAAUCACUUCUUUUGAAAGAGGUUGUGGCCAGAAGAAUUUUCCUGGAGUUUAUGCUUUCCUGUCAAAGAAAAACCUCAACUGGAUCAAAAAGACAAUGAAGAAGUCUGAAAUAUAA